AUGGAUAAGUCAUGGAUGCAUGCUGAUAGAAGAUCAAAGAAGUUUGAGCUAGGAGUAGCAGAGUUUCUCAAGUUUGCUGAGUCUAAUGAUUGGGAACCUGGGAUGGGGGAGAAUGAUUGGGGCUUUGGAGAAAGUGAGGAUGAAGUAAGUGUCCGAGUGUCGAUCACCAAAUCUAUUGUUGCUAAUGCUUUGCUACCAAUUCCUAUUAAGGAUGAGAUUCUGUUUGUCCACGAUGCAAUUGGUACAUGUGUUGCUUGGCCUAGAGAUUGGGUUAUACCCACUGCAGCUGAUGCAAAGCAACAAAAGCAUAAAAUUGUGAGGAGGAAAAAGAAGGAUACAUAUGAUGAUUUUUUUUAUCAUGAUGAUUUGGACAAGCUGCCACCCAAUUUGCCUCCACCACUUAAGACGUUGGCCACAUGGGCUAAUGAUAACUUGAAGGAUGGGAUCACCAUCCACACAACCUUAGGCGAUGAAUUAUUUGGAUACCCAAAAAAGGUCGCCAUCUUCAGAAGGGGUGUGUAUGCCAUGACCAACAUGAAUGAGCUUUCUGGCAGCUGCAUUGUGAUGUAUAUGAGCUUCCUUUAUCAAGUGUUGAAGAAAUCGAAGAUGCUUGACAUGAUUGGCUUCGUAGAUCCUACUAAUACUUGUGUCAUUGGCUGUGGAAAUCUGACUAAACGGGCUCGUUCUUUGUCAGUUUCUUAUGAAAGAGGGAAGCCUGGUCAUAUUUUUUUGGUCCCCUAUAAUUCAGGCUAUCAUUGGAUAUUGACGGUGGCGAACCCCACUGAAGAAGUUGUGUAUUUCAUGGAUCCGCUAAAGAGGCGACUCAUCACCGGUGAAUGGAGAACUAUUGUGGACAAGCAAGGUUUAUUAGGUACUGAAAAUAUUUAUUUGUUUAAGGGUAUUCCGGAGCAGAUGGGUGAUAAGACUUGUGGAUAUUGGAUUAUGCAUUACAUGAGGGAUAUAGUGGAGGACAAAAACCAAGAGUGGAGUGCUAAGUGGGAAAGAAAAGCAAAUCACUAUUACACAAUGAAGAAUGUUGAUGUUGUCCGGAUAGAGUGGGCAAAGUAUGUUAUGAAGUUCAAAGAUAACUAG
This is a messenger RNA of Rosa chinensis, 1092 nucleotides long. RefSeq lists its product as uncharacterized. Gene Ontology annotation, biological process: proteolysis. The record is from RefSeq and is a predicted model, not a curated record. Gene Ontology annotation, molecular function: cysteine-type peptidase activity. The coding region runs from base 1 to 1092 and encodes 363 amino acids. NCBI's taxonomy places the organism in Eukaryota, Viridiplantae, Streptophyta, Magnoliopsida, Rosales, Rosaceae. The transcript has 8 exons.